Anolis carolinensis (green anole) is the source of this 413-nucleotide messenger RNA. RefSeq names its product glycoprotein hormone subunit alpha 2 (gene gpha2). Bases 6 to 374 code for a protein of 122 amino acids. Lineage: Eukaryota; Metazoa; Chordata; Lepidosauria; Squamata; Anolidae. The transcript has 3 exons. The record is from RefSeq and is a predicted model, not a curated record. Gene Ontology annotation, cellular component: extracellular region. Gene Ontology annotation, biological process: cell surface receptor signaling pathway. Gene Ontology annotation, molecular function: hormone activity; hormone receptor binding.
UCCUGAUGAAAAUGGUGGCCUUUGUCCAUGCUGUCGUCCUUCCGUUCCUGUUGGCUACGGCCAACGGGCUUGGUUGCCACCUCCAUUCUUUCAACGUGACCCUCAAGAGUGACCGCCAAGGGACCUGCCGGGGCAUCCAGACCCUCCAGGCCUGUGUCGGAUUCUGCGAGUCCAGUGCCUUCCCGUCCAAAUACUCCGUCCUCGUGGCCAGUGGUUUCCAGCACAACGUCACCUCCGUCUCCCAGUGCUGCACCAUCGCCAAGAUGCAGAAGGUCAAGGUGCGGCUGCGCUGCGGGGAGAGCUGGCGUGAAACGACGGAGCUCUUCACGGCCAAGGCUUGCCAGUGCGACAUGUGCCGCCUCUCCAGAUAUUAGCGGACACACUGCGUGUUGCUGUUAUUUGUUUACUUUGUU